Penicillium cinerascens is the source of this 855-nucleotide messenger RNA. RefSeq lists its product as uncharacterized. The coding region runs from base 1 to 855 and encodes 284 amino acids. Gene Ontology annotation, molecular function: oxidoreductase activity. The transcript is spliced from 2 exons. Lineage: Eukaryota; Fungi; Ascomycota; Eurotiomycetes; Eurotiales; Aspergillaceae. The record is from RefSeq and is a predicted model, not a curated record.
AUGGCUAUCAACAUGGAGUUAAACAUGCCAUCCAACGUUAGAAAUGUGGAUACGGAACUCUUGUUCUGGAGACGGCCCGAAGACCUGAGUGUGGUCGUGGACUUUACCAAGAACAAGCCCGAGGAAGGUAUGGCAGCAAUGAAGGCCAUGGACGAGAGGCAUCCCGUUCAGGUACAAGAUAUCCGAGGACAGGAGGCUCGAUUCACCUUGGACCAGAACGGAUUCCAAUAUGUCCGCCACGAAAUACCUGGGCUUGACAACGCCGCAGACUUGACGUACAUAGAAUCAGUCAUCAUUCCUGAGAUGGAGAAAUUGGUUCAGCAAACAACUGGAGCCACCAAGACCAUCACCUUCACCCACCGAGUGCGAUGCUUCGCAGACGAUGCGAACAUGCUCGCGAAUAAUCGCGCACCUGCACACAGUGUGCAUUCCGACUUCACGCCUGCUGGCGCCCUGCGUCAACUUGAGUCGGUAGUGCGGGACGCAGACGAGCGACAGCGUCUGCUGAAGGGCCGAAUGCAAAUCAUCAAUGUUUGGCGGCCGCUGAAGACCGUCGAGAGAGACCCGCUCGCCGUGUGCGACUGGAAGAGUCUAGAUUGGCGACAAGACCGCAUCGCCAAUCGGCUGGUACUCCCCACAGGAUGGAAUGAGCUGGGCAAGUACUCGUUCAACCCGGGACAGAAAUGGUAUUAUCUGGGUAGGCAGCGGCCCCAGGAAGCGUUGAUCUUCCGGCAGUUUGACAGCCAGGCAGAUCAGGGAGGUAUGACGCUGCCUCACACGGCAUUUGUGGACCCGGAUUCGGAUAACGGUCCUGCAAGGGAGAGCAUCGAGAUCAAGAUGUUUGCCUUUCAGUAG